Molecule: messenger RNA, 787 nt
Organism: Trichoderma asperellum CBS 433.97
Lineage: Eukaryota; Fungi; Ascomycota; Sordariomycetes; Hypocreales; Hypocreaceae
Source: the annotation of a RefSeq genome assembly
AAACAGUACCAAGAGUCUAUCUCUGCAUAUUACUCUGCACCGCUGCUUACAAAGUGUGCAUAUGCGAAAUUAAACAACAUACCCUACACGCUGCCUAUGGAGCCUGGAUCUGCAGCGUAAUUUCCACGCCUGUCGUAAGAAUCAGGCCAUUUUCUUCAACCAUGUUCAACGGUUUUCAGUCUUUUCUUUUCUUUUUGUGGCCCAAACUCGGGAUCCAAAUCUCGCCUGUGCCACGGGAAUUGCAGAUAACGAAAAUACGGGAAAAAAACCACUCUUUUAGUAACCCUCGGCGUCCAAUUACAGCAUUUCACGCAUGGGGGUCCCUUACCGUUCUCACCAUAAACCUCUCUUAUCGCCGGGGAGACGGGUAACAACAACACCAUCACGUCCUCGAAUCGAUCCCGGACUAUUGAUUGUAUUAGCCCCAUUCCCGCAUGGCUCUUCAGUUUCUCCGUGGCUAGUCAUUCUCCAGUCUCAGGGAGCAACAUUCUGAAACCCAGACAUCGGACAUCUUUGCUCGACUUCUGGGCCCCCGAAGUUGAGCGAAGCGGCUAAGUGGCUAAGAGACUGCGAAGCAUCUACGCCGGUGUCAUGGUGCUAUUUCCGCCACUUGCCUCCCACAGAGACUCCGAACAAGCGGAAAGGUGAAUAACCAAAGCCCGCGGAGCUGGAUGAGCGCUGUUUCAAAGGCCAAAAGACGCGGUUUCAGAAUGCUAUACUUGGGACCUGCUGGUGUUAUUCGGCCAAUCGGGUCGCAACCCAUGCGGUGUGCACGACUUGUCUGCAU